GCGGGGCCUGCGUCCCGUGGCGCGACUCUGGAUUGCUGCGCUGAUCGCGCUCUGGCUACCCUGGUCGGCCGGUGCGCUAAGGGAGGCCGCCUGCUUGGGUCAUGGAUUUUGAGAAUCUUUUCUCAAAACCCCCCAACCCCGCCCUCGGCAAAAAACCGGCCCCGGACGCUGAGGAAAGAAUCGAUGAUGAAAUAGAUGAUUCAGAAGUUGAAGAAACACAAGAAGAGAAAAUAAAAUGGGAAGUAAAACUGGAGUGUGAGCAAAUUCCCAAAAAAUUUAGGCAUUCUGGAAACUCCACAGCAUCACCAAAGGUUUUGCUCCGCAGAAAAUCAAGAAGUAAAGACUAUGAUUCCUACAGUGAUAAUGAUGUGUGCAGCCUGGAAACAGAGGACAAUUUUGCCAAAGAGCUUCAGCAGUACAUAAAAGCUAAAGAGAUGGCAAAUGCUGCUCAGCCCCUACCAUUUUCUGAAGAAUCUACAAAGAAAGAAGGAGCAAAAGAUAGCCGGCAGGCUACUAAACCAAAAAAUAAAAACCUUAAAGCUGGUCACAAGCAUGGUAAACAGAAGAAAAUGAAACGAAAGUGGCCUGGGCCUGGAAACAAAGGACCAAAUGCCUUACCGAGGAAUAGUGGCUCACAGAAAGAGGAAGAUAAACCUAAAGAGAAGCAGCAGCAUGUAAGAAUGAGUCAGGGAUUCAUCAACCAACAUACAGUGGAACGCCAGGGAAAACAAAUCUGCAAAUAUUUUCUUGAAAGGAAAUGUAUUAAGGGAGACCAGUGUAAAUUUAAUCAUGAUGCAGAGAUAGAGAAGAAGAAAGAAAUGUGUAAGUUUUAUGUACAGGGUUAUUGUACCAGAGGAGAAAACUGUCUAUAUUUGCAUAAUGAAUAUCCUUGCAAGUUUUACCAUACAGGAACAAAAUGUUAUCAGGGAGAACAUUGCAAGUUUUCUCAUGCUCCACUUACUGCUGAAACACAGGAACUGUUGGCUAAAGUUUUGGAUAGUGAAAAGAAGUCAUGCAAAUAAAAUAGACAUAAAAAGCUUGUAUAAAUGAAGAGUGCUCCUGCCUGUGCCUGUUGGACUGGUGAUCUGGGGUAGUUUACAGGAUUCCUCACGCAGAGCGCCCUCUGGUGUCAUUGUGAUGGUGUUCAGUUUCUUUAAUGGGUGGCGCGGAGGACGGAAUCUCAGGCACCAGUGGAGGGGUUGGUCUCCACAGGAUGUCCCAGCUGUUGGCACAGCAGAGGAGCAUGCGUAGCAAACAUGGUAACUGGUGGGCGACUGUUGUGACUCACCGCAGAAGUCUUCUAAUGGAGAUGUCUCAAUACAGUGGGAAGCAAAGUUAGUCUAUCUGAGGAUGGGUAAAGAAUUGCAGGAGGUUUGAGGAUAAAAAAUUGUUAGGAACACAUUGAGAUAACACAAAAAUAGUUCUCUGUGUCACCAAAUACUUUGCAAUGUACACUUAAUGACCAUUCAGUUCCAUUUUAAAUAAAGUAUGAUUUUAUGAUUUUUUAAA
Molecule: messenger RNA, 1509 nt
Organism: Marmota monax (woodchuck)
Lineage: Eukaryota; Metazoa; Chordata; Mammalia; Rodentia; Sciuridae
Gene: Zc3h8
Product: zinc finger CCCH-type containing 8
Exons: 9
Coding region: 102-1022 (306 amino acids)
Biological process (GO): negative regulation of DNA-templated transcription
Cellular component (GO): nucleus
Molecular function (GO): RNA binding; metal ion binding
Source: RefSeq, a predicted model, not a curated record